Messenger RNA from Chlamydomonas reinhardtii, 1886 nucleotides. RefSeq lists its product as uncharacterized. The record is from RefSeq and is a predicted model, not a curated record. The transcript is spliced from 6 exons. Lineage: Eukaryota; Viridiplantae; Chlorophyta; Chlorophyceae; Chlamydomonadales; Chlamydomonadaceae. The coding region runs from base 128 to 1222 and encodes 364 amino acids.
GCUAAUUGCGAGCAACAACAUCAAAUACACGUGCUGCCUUCAUCGCUGAUGCAUCUCCUGUAACUCGUCCUGUAAGUCGCAACUUGGCCUUAGGCCUUCUGAGGCGCGAGCGAACGGCCCCUGACAAAUGGAGGAAGCCGAGAAGCUGCAAUCGAAACUGAGGGAUAUAGAAGCUGAAAGAAGCCAGGUGUUUCAGAGAGCGGAGUCGGCCGAGGAUGCCGAGGACAAGCGCAUUCUGCAGAAUAAGGAGCUGCUGCUACUUGAGAAGGAAGUCAUUCUACGGAAAGAGUUGCUCCUGCUCCGCGAGAAGCUGACUGGCUCGCUGCCGCCGGCUGCAACUGGGGUGGAUAUGGCGACUAUGCGCCAAGUCGCGCGUGACACGGCUCUGGCAGUGCUGGAGGCACAGACGGCUCCCCGCAAGCCCAAGUCCUUCUCAAGCGUCGGCAACACGGAGGCGUUCCAAUUCCUUGGCGACCUGAAUUUGAUGGAGGUCGUUGGCAACGCUGUAUUUGAGGAGGAGCUGCAGCUACCUGACGGCACGCCCACCUGCAUCGGCUUUGACAUAUCUGGCUACGAAACCGAGGACGCGGCCACGGGACCGCUGCUUGCGCACCAUAAGGAGCAGCUGAAGCUCCUGGGUGUUCGGUUUGGCCGGGCGGCCUUCAACAUCUACGACGUCCACAGCCUCAAACAUGCCUCACUGCUAAUUCAACACGGCAACAAGGCCUUCAGGGGGAUCUUCGACGGUUGCAUAGCACCUUACGGCCUGGCGCUCACCUCUUCCUUGAUGCAAUGCCGCAUUGUUUAUGAGCACAACAUGCCGGAGGCGCUCUACGCACGUAAGGGCCAGGCGAUUCUUAAGCUGCUGGCCGCGUGCGCCUAUGGGCCGUGCCCUGUGCUGCUGGACCUGACGGACGGCAUGAAGCACACCGUGUACACCAUACGCGGCCUGGAGCUCAUCGCGUGGACUGAGCUGACCCCAACACAGGCGUACUACCUGCAGGCGCGGCACCUUAUGUCUGAUAGCUCUCGUACUGUGCGGGCGCUGACGCUUGAGCAAAUUCCGGAGGAGGAGCAGGCGUGGAUGCGCCCCUUGCACCAGCUGCGCCCGGAGUCGGGGCUGCGCGAGCAGCUCGAGUCGGUCAUUCCGUUCCUGCCGCCGGACGAGCGCAUGCCCGCGGCGCUGGAGCUCAUACACGCGUGGGCACAGCAGGCGCAGUAGCCGGCGCCGCCAAUGCAACUCCCCGCCAGCGUCCGGGCCUUCUACGAGUGAACUGGGGCAUCACCGCUGCCGCACCGUCAAUUGCGCUCCUCUGUCCACGGUCCGCUUCUGUUCGUCCUGCGGACCGCGGACCUGCAGCUGGUGUCAAGGAGGGGCCUCGGAGGCUGCCGUCGGCUGUGACGGCGCCAGCUGGCGCAGCUGAGCGAGGUGCCGGCGACAGUGGCAGUGCACAACGUGGUGGAGAACGAGUAAGGGUCCAGGAGGGCCAUGUGCACGGGCUGGGGCUGGGGCUGGGGCGGCUGGGAAGGCAAUAUUUGGCAGUGAACCGGCGAGGCAAGUGGGUGCUGUCGUUGAAGAGGAGAGGUUGAGAAGGCACGCGGGCGGCUGGCAGCGGUUUACGGCAAGGACUACCACGUAUGACCGCGAGCAGCUCGCUGCAGGACGCGGACCCGCAGCUAGCUGCUGCUGUUGCCCGAACGAGCAGUUAUUGUGCGUGGUCCAGCAUGGGCAAGUCGAGAGAGCGCGUCUGCGGCGCGAUGGUGGUAAUGAUGAUGGGGAUGGUUCCCCUGCUGGGCUGCUGAGGCCUGCAGGGAGUGCUAGUUGCGCCAAUACAUGUGGGCUGCAAGCUUGAUGCAGCGACAAGGCUCGGGGGGAUACUGGGCCG